Molecule: messenger RNA, 315 nt
Organism: Aspergillus alliaceus
Lineage: Eukaryota; Fungi; Ascomycota; Eurotiomycetes; Eurotiales; Aspergillaceae
Exons: 1
Coding region: 97-258 (53 amino acids)
Source: RefSeq, a predicted model, not a curated record
UAUUUCUCCAGCGUUACGACUUUUGAUGAGCGAUAGUUGAGCCACGAAUGCAUGAAACGUGAUGAAAUGAAUUGAACCCAGCUCACGAGACUUUGAAUGGACCGGGACCGAUCUAUCGAACAAUGGAAUGUAAGUCACAGUACAGAGCCAUUUGGUGUAUGUAUGUACAUGGUACAGAUUGACAUGAUCUUAAUGUUACUGUAUUUUACUUUACCCUUUCACCACAAUCAUCUACCGCGGACAGCACAUAUAGCAUAGCUAUUCUUUUCCUAGGGGCUACAGAACAGGCAUACAUUUUUAGACAUACAUACAUAC